UUUCCCUUUUCUCUAUCUGCCUGCUGUUCUGUCUCUGCUCUGCUCUGCUCUGCUCACGUUGAAAUCAUUAUUAUUAGAUCUAAAUGAAAAGACCCCUUUAUACAUACAUACAUACAUAUAUAUAUAUGUAAUUUUUAAAGAUUCAUUAUCGCGGCAGAGGAAAGAGAGAACGAAAAAAAAAAAAAAGGCAAGGCAAGGCAAGCAGUUGGGUUACUAUUUUCUGCUUGUUGGCAUUUAGCAUUCCGACGGCACCUGACGUCAGAUGUAAAUAAGGAAUAGUAAGUUCAGUGAAAAAAUGGCUCCCCACCAUUCUGCAGCUGGUACUGCUUGUCAUUUACUCCAGGCCGCACCAAAAAGUCGGCUGGAAAUUAGAUAAUAUUCUUGACCGCUAGUAUUUAUAAUACAAGGCUGAUGCGAAAGAGAGAUACAUAUAGGUAUAUAAAAAAAAAAAUACAACUCGAAAACAAAACAAAAAAAUCGAAAACUACCAAACUGAAAACUGUUGAUAUUAAAUAAUAAAAAAGAAAAAUGAAGAAUCUGUAUUCUAUAGUUGGGGUGGAUGAAAACGCAACAUCUGAAGAAAUUAAAAAGUCAUAUAAAAAACUGGCCAAGAAAUUACAUCCAGAUAAAAACAAAAGCGAAGAUGCCGAAGAAAAGUUUAAAGAACUUUCCAAAGCUUACGAAGUUCUAAAGAGUAAAGAGAGCCGGCAAGAUUAUGAUUUCCAGCGAAAGUACUGUCAGAAAGGAGACGAAAGUAAGCGGUUUCAAACGAAAACCACAUACGACCCUCGUUCGAGAACAAGGACUUUUAGGUUCUACGAUUCACCGGAACAGGAUAAGAGUUAUGAAAAUAAAACCAACGACAGCAAUUUCAGCGAUCAGUACCGACGCAAAGAAAGAAAUGGUGGGGCAAAACAGGAUAAGAGUUAUGAAAAUAAAACCAACGACAGCAAUUUCAGCGAUCAGUACCGACGCAAAGAAAGAAAUGGUGGGGCAAAACAGAAGAAGAGUUAUUACUUCAACAAGAGAUCGAAUUCGGAUUCUUCCAGCUCGUCAUCUUCGUUUCGGUCUUCUGCCGAAAGGAGUACUCCUCGUUCUACAAAUCACAUGAACGGACAUAGAGAGAACUAUGAAGAGCCUUUCGAGUAUUACAAUCGCACUUCUGCAACACAAAACGAACGGACACGAACAAGGGAAGCAGACCGAGACAGCUGUUCAAGAGAAGAUGACUCAGGAAGCAACAACGAUACUUUCUCUAAUUCUAAACCAACUUACACCAAUGGAUAUUCCACUGAAUUUCCUAAAUUCUUCGAAACAUUUGAAUCCAUUAUUAAUAAGAACAUGAAGUAUAUGCAUAAACACUUCUUCAAUGCUGAUUCUGCACAGAACAACUUACAUUCUGACUAUUUUCCAUCAUCUUCGAGUAGUUUUGCUGAAGAGCCUCCACCCCAAAGGUCAGAACUGUUUUCAUGUGCAUUUUGCGGGCUGGGUUUUAACCUUGAGGAAAUGAGAAUUCACGAACGGAGAUGUAUGAAAACCAGAUCUCACAGGAAGUCCUCUGAUCCCUUUAGAAAAGCCUUCACAGCUGAACCUUAUACUGAAGAUAGAAAAACUAACCUCUUUUUCAAAUCUUCUUCAAAUGAAUCAGAAUUCAGUACCUGUGCCUGCCCUAAAAAUGCAAGCAUGAAAAAGAUUCACUUGCCCUCCUGUAGUGAAUAUAAGUAUUCGUCGUCACCUUUUAGCCUCCGUCAGAAUGAUGGGUCUAUUUUCCCUUCAAAAUCUGAGUGGACCCCACCUGUAUACACAACUUCAUCAAGUUUUGAAACUGAUUUUAUUCCAGAACCAAUAGUACCAUCAUUAUUAAUACAAAGAAUAAACAAUAUUUUAACCAGAAAUUCCGACUUAUAUAAUAGAAAACUUGAUGAGACCAAUUUCUUGAAAUUACGUUCCCGUUGCACCAGUUGUCAGUUUGUGUACAGUAAUGGUGAAGAGUUUAUAUGCACGUGUUAUAUCAGCUCUCGUUUGAUGUAAACUCCUGUAAUGUUGAACCAAUAAAACUUUUUUUUUUACUUUGUGUUUGCGCGUGUGUGUGUGUGUGUGUCUGACCAUAUGUACUUUAAAGUCACUCCCUUAAUAAACUGCAGUGAAUAAAUUAAUACACAAUGA
Octopus sinensis (East Asian common octopus) is the source of this 2166-nucleotide messenger RNA. Its product is annotated as meiotically up-regulated gene 185 protein. The record is from RefSeq and is a predicted model, not a curated record. Bases 529 to 2031 code for a protein of 500 amino acids. Lineage: Eukaryota; Metazoa; Mollusca; Cephalopoda; Octopoda; Octopodidae. The transcript has 8 exons.